AAUAUGCUACAUUGUUGUAUAUUUUCACAAACGAAUGCUUACAUAAUGAAAGGAUUAAUAAAGUGCUCUAAAAUAAACGUUUUAAUCGACGUAGCAAAAGGCGACAAAGCUUUUAUGUACCUAACAUACAGUGCUCUACUCUGGCGCGAUAAAUGUGCAGUAAUACUCCCUAUUAGGUAAACCGUGGGUAAACCGAACCCACCGAACCUUACACACCUACUUUUACUACUAUUACCUUGCUGCUGUGCUACUAUUACCUACUUUUAAUUGGUAGGUAGCAUUUAACCAACAAACUCUACGAUCAGCUCAUUAUCGACUUUUUCAAUUUACCUGUCAUUAAGUGAUUGAUAUCGUUCUUUUUAAAAGCAAUCCUAAAUUCUGGAAUAAUAAUUUUUGAAUAUCGAUAUUAGGAUGACAUAUGGACAUGCUCCAUAGACAAAUAAAUUAAAUAUACCUUAAUAAUGAGGCAAUGAAGCGAGGCCCCAGAAACUUGAUAUACUUUAUUUUCUUUUUAUACUUCUUACUCCAAGACACUCAUCGUGCAGGAAUCACCGUGUAGUCAAUCAGUAAAUUUUCUACAAUAUCAUGUAGUCCCGUGUAUGUCGUACGAGCCGCCUAAAGUACGCGUAUGUACGAUGUAUCGCCGAUGCCGCCAUCGAUUUUAACCAUAAGCAACAUAAAUAACCACAAAUCUAUUCAUAUGUUGGCUAAAGAAAUAAACGGAAAACAUUUGAAGAUCGCCACUUACAUGAACAAGCCUAUGAACUCCGCGACUCCUGAUCCUCAUAACAAACAAAAACUCAUCGGAAGAGGCGUGGCUUUCUUCAUCAUGGAAAUAUUGCGGCAGAAAUUCAACUUCACAUACGAGAUUGUUCUGGCGAAGAAGAAUAAUAUUAUGGGCGGUCCAAAACCCGAUGAUUCGCUGAUAGGACUAGUUACUACAGGGAAAGUCGACAUGGCAGCCGCGUUUGUCCCAAACAUUCUGGAAUUUCAACAACUGGUGUCCUUCUCCGUGCCCAUAGAGGAGGAGAGCUGGGUCAUGAUCCUGAAGAGGCCCACCGAAUCAGCCGUAGGAGAAGGACUGCUUGCUCCUUUCACUGAUUUUGUUUGGUUUUUAAUCAUAGCUGCAGUUGUGAUCUUCGGCCCGUGUGUCUUCAUUCUAACUCAUAUCCGAGCUAAGCUGAUGCCUGAUGAUAUUCCACCGUUUUCUCUGUUCCACUGCGUCUGGUUCGUGUACGGGUCCCUCUUAAAGCAGGGCACUAACUUGCGUCCCAAGGCUAACACAACUCGAGUGUUAUUUACGACUUGGUGGAUGUUCGUGAUGCUGCUCUCAGCGUUCUACAUGGCGAACCUGACUGCGUUCCUUACGCUCUCACAGUUCACCCUGGAGGUCAAUAGUCCACUCGACUUGAUGAAGAAGAAUUACCCCUGGAUUGCACCCAGCGGGGGCCUUGUGGAGUUCGCGGUGACAAAGCCGACAGGAAACAUGCACUACCUCAACCAAAUGGUCAAGAAAAGGCGGGGACAAUUCCAACAUUAUACUGAAAUCAAUGAUUUCUUUAGAAAAGUUGACAGCGGUGUUGUUUUAAUUAAGUCCAGUACUACUGCUAUAAACGGCCUUUAUCAAAAUUAUGUGAAGAAGACGAAGCAAGGUGUGCCUGAGAAGAAAAGGUGCACUUAUGUGGUCGCUCCUAGACCCUUCACGAAGAAUAUGCGUGGUUUUAUCUACCCUAAGAACAGUAUCUUGAAGACUUUAUUUGAUAGUGUAAUCGGAGUGAUUAUCCAGUCAGGUAUAGUCGAAGAGCUAAAGAAGUUAAAUGUUCCGAACGUGAAGGUUUGUCCCAUGGACCUGCAGACGAAGGAGCGUAAGCUUCAGAUCACAGACCUGGUGAUGACGUACCAGAUUGCUUUAGGAGGAUUGGGUGUUGCCUGCAUGGUCUUUAUCGGAGAAAUCAUCUUAAAUAAACACGUUACACGUAACACUAAGAAUAAUCAGAUCAAAAAUAACAACAGAUCAAAACGCAAUAAAAUAACUGCCUACUCUCAAAGUGACGUUGACAACCCUCCGUCUUACGAUACAAUCUUCGGAAAUAUUUCUAAAAUGAUACCUACUAAAGAUGUCCAUAAGAAGGUUGUUAAUGGCAGAGAGUACCUGGUGGUUGAUUUUCAAGGAGGCAUACGGCUGAUACCGCUUAAGACCACAUCAGCAUUGCUAUACAAACUGGGAAAAGUUUCGACGCACGUCAACGCACGUCAGUGUCAAAACCAACAACGGAGCUAAAACUUGCUGCGGCGUCGCAACGGAGCACGACUGAGCAAUAAAUAUAGCUCUUAGUGAAUAUCUGUAUAACUAUAAUUUGAGAAAUACAUUCUUUAAACCUAAUAAUAUUUUUCGAGGUUGUGUUGUUUAAUCAAUAUGACAUUUUCCCAAAAAUAACGCGUAACCAUAGUCGCG
Molecule: messenger RNA, 2455 nt
Organism: Plodia interpunctella (Indianmeal moth)
Lineage: Eukaryota; Metazoa; Arthropoda; Insecta; Lepidoptera; Pyralidae
Product: glutamate receptor ionotropic, delta-2-like
Exons: 9
Coding region: 629-2281 (550 amino acids)
Biological process (GO): modulation of chemical synaptic transmission; synaptic transmission, glutamatergic
Cellular component (GO): plasma membrane; postsynaptic density membrane
Molecular function (GO): transmitter-gated monoatomic ion channel activity involved in regulation of postsynaptic membrane potential; sodium channel activity; glutamate receptor activity
Source: RefSeq, a predicted model, not a curated record